Messenger RNA from Gadus macrocephalus (Pacific cod), 6447 nucleotides. RefSeq names its product potassium intermediate/small conductance calcium-activated channel, subfamily N, member 3 (gene kcnn3). The coding region runs from base 684 to 3293 and encodes 869 amino acids. Lineage: Eukaryota; Metazoa; Chordata; Actinopteri; Gadiformes; Gadidae. The record is from RefSeq and is a predicted model, not a curated record. Gene Ontology annotation, cellular component: neuronal cell body; plasma membrane; neuron projection. Gene Ontology annotation, molecular function: small conductance calcium-activated potassium channel activity; calmodulin binding. The transcript has 10 exons. Gene Ontology annotation, biological process: potassium ion transmembrane transport.
AUCAUCGUGUCUGUCUGCUCCGUCCAAUGAGAAGCCCCGGGAGGCGGAGAGAGGAGAGAAGUUGCAGGAGAGUGAGGAGCGGCUCCAGGAGACAGAGAUUGAUCCUACAUUUAGUGGACUGAAUGAGUCGGAGGAGUUGAGAUCUUUUUAUCGCGCGUUGAUAUUCUAACGACAAUAUCUCACUUGACUUGAUCAGGUUUGUCUUUUUUUUUUGUCGCCGUUUGUGGUUUGCGGUUUGCGGUCUCGAAUAUUUUAUUAUGGAUUCACAGGUUGGUUCACGGUUUUGACAGUAGAUUUAUCGACAAACAUGUUGGAAGGUUUUUCUUGUUUAUUAUUUUUUUCUUUGGUCCUUCGCACGAUCGAAAUGGGUGCCGUCCAUAAACCGCUGACUCCAACGUGUAUAUAGGUACGUUUUUAUAUUCAUACAAAUCUUACAAACAGAAGACGACAAAACCGUGGAAGCAGCGAAACGUCUAAAGAGAAAAUUAUUUUUGCAACGGUGGGAACUGACUGGUGGCUGUACUAGCUCUAUGAUGACAGCAAGCGAGGCUACAGCUGGAAUGGCCGUGACAACAUGAAAAAGAAAAAGUGUCCAAGUCUAUUUUCAUCCAGCCAGUGAUCCAAGCCCAAGGAAUAGGGAGCGGAGCCAACAGGUGCGAGCGGCCUGCCAUACCUGUGCCGCCAUGGAGCCGCCGCUGAGCCUGGCACUGCUGGGGGGCAGCGAGGACGAGGACCCCCGCUUCCCCCUGCCCCUGGGCAGCAGAUCCCACCCCUCCAUGACGGGCGCCUUCCCCGGGGCCAACCACUCAAACCACAUGGGCGGGACCAGCCUGGACCGCCUCAACGGCAGCACGCCGUCCCCCUCGGCCUCCGGCGCCGCCCCCAGCCUGCCUGGCGCCCCACUGCCCAAGCUGCCGCUCUCCUCCUCCGGGGCCCAGCCUCUCCCGCCGCCCCCCAUCCCCAACGCCCUGCAUCCCACCAGCACCCCGCUGUCCUCCUGCCUGGGCUCCCAGCACAGCCUCAGCGGGGAGAACUCCCCGGUGUACAACGCCCUCUUCUACUCCUCCCACUCGCCCUCCAUGGAGCGGGAGCGGGACCGGGGCUGUAAACACCGGCAGGCCAGCCCUCUGGUGCACCGCAGGGACAGCAACCCCUUCACCGAGAUCGCCAUGAGCUCCUGUAAGUAUACGGGCGGGGUCAUGAAGCCACUUAGCCGGCUGAGCGCCUCCCGCCGGAACCUGAUCGAGUCUGACAGCAGCAGCGAGACCAAGGAGGGUGGGGUCUCCUCUGUGGCCGGGGGGGCGGCGGCCGGCGCCGGUGGCGUUGGCGUUGGGCGGGAGCGGGACGCCCCGACGGCCUCCCUCCUGUCCCAGUCCUCCACCAACCUGCCCCCCAUCCAGAGCCCACCCGAGAUCGUCAUCUCGUCUAAGGAGGACUCUCCGUACGCAAGGCGCUACGACAUCAGCGACUCCACGUCCAACCAGAUGUCCAUCUACCACCAGAACCACGCGCUGGUCGAGAGCCGGCGGACGCUGGGCGGCUCGGGGGCCGUGGGCUCCAUGAGCGGGGUCAGCAGGCAGGGAGGCGUGGGGGGCGUGGGCACUGGGCCCCGGGGCAGCAUGUCCAAAGCCUCCAAGCGGAAGAACCAAAACAUUGGCUACAAACUGGGCCAUCGCAGGGCGCUGUUCGAGAAGAGGAAACGGCUGAGCGACUACGCGCUCAUCUUUGGAAUGUUUGGCAUCGUCGUCAUGGUGAUCGAGACUGAGCUGUCCUGGGGCGUGUACAACAAGAGUUCCAUGUAUUCUCUGGCCCUGAAGUGUCUGAUCAGCCUGUCCACGGUCAUACUGCUGGGCCUCAUCAUAGCCUACCAUGCCCGGGAAGUGCAGUCUCUUAUAGUCGGGCGUCCUCAGAUGAGCUAUCGCUGGGCUCUCCGGAGCUGCUGUGUAUUGGAUAAGUAUAGAGAUCCUGACGCUAUCUGCACUCAUAUACCGUGUGGUGUGUGUGUGUGUGUGUGUGCAUUUAUUGGUGUGUGUCAUUGUGUCUGUUUAUGUGUUUAUACUUGUGCGUGUGUGUGUGUGUGUUUAUGCUUGUGUGUUUGUUUUUAUGUUUGUGUAUGUGUGUGUGUGUGUGUGUGUGUGUGUGUGUGUGUGUGUGUGUGUGUGUGUGUGUGUGUGUGUGUGUGUGUGUGUGUGUGUGUUUGUGUGUGUAUGUGUAUGUGUAGUAAUCACUUUCCACCUGUGUUGUCGCUGAAGGUGCACUUUAACACGCGGUUUGUGAUGAAGACUCUGAUGACCAUCUGUCCCGGCACGGUGCUGCAGGUCUUCAGCAUCUCUCUGUGGAUCAUCGCUGCCUGGACCGUGCGCGUGUGUGAGAGGUACCACGAUGCCCAGGACAUCACCAGUAACUUCCUGGGUGCCAUGUGGCUCAUCUCCAUCACGUUCCUGUCUAUCGGCUACGGAGACAUGGUCCCCAACACCUACUGCGGCAAGGGGGUGUGUCUGCUCACUGGCAUCAUGGGUGCCGGCUGUACUGCACUGGUGGUUGCCGUGGUAGCCAGGAAGCUAGAGUUGACCAAGGCCGAGAAACACGUGCACAACUUCAUGAUGGACACGCAGCUCACUAAAAGGAUAAAGAACGCUGCAGCCAAUGUUUUGAGGGAGACCUGGCUCAUCUACAAGCAUACCAAACUAGCAAAGAAGAUCGACCACUCCAGAGUCCGCAAGCACCAGAGGAAGUUCCUCCAAGCUAUUCAUCAGUUACGCAGUGUGAAGAUGGAGCAGCGAAAGCUGAGCGACCAGGCCAACACACUGGUGGACCUCUCAAAGAUGCAGAGCGUGAUGUACGAGCUGAUGUCGGAGCUCAACGACCGCAGUGAGGACCUGGAGCGCCAGAUGCUGUCCCUGGAGCACCGGGUGGAGCAGCUCACCGCGGGGUUCACUGCCCUGCCCGCCCACCUGUCGGCCACCCUCAGCGCCCAGCACGCUGCCCUGGUGCACCUGCUCCGGGAGAGGGACGCCCGUGACUGGAGAGGGGGCGGCGGGGGUGGAGGCGGGGGUGGAGGUCCUGCAGCCGGGGCCGUGGUUCCCUUCACGGGCCCGGCGGCGGUGCCCGUGACGGUGGUGUCCCAGGCUCAGAUUGCGGUUCCGGCGGCGGCGGCAGCAGCGGGACUCACCGUGGCCCAGGUCCCGGUCCUGGCGCUGGAGUCCCCCCGGAAGGUCGGCCAGUCCCCAAGCUCGGAGGGCAGCCUAGGGGAGAGCAGCCCGGCCACCCUGGCCUGCUCACCCAGCUGCUGAAGACAGGGGCCGGGAGGCACUGCAUCACGGGCCGAGAUCAAAGGUGAAGAAGAAAACAGAGAGUGAACUCAUGGACGGGGAGAAAGGGGUCACACUAGUGCUAGUCCUCUCCCACAGAGGAGCCUCGGAGAGAGAGAAGGGGAGAGAGAGAGAGAGGCGGGCAGGGGGGAGCUGGGGGAGAGACUGGGGAGGGGUUGAGGUGGCACUGGAGGAUGGACGAGGAGAAGAUGGUCCAAUCUAGUUGGGACUGCUUUGGAAUGGAUGACACACAUACACACAUGCACAUACUAAUGUGUGGCUCCUAGAAGAACGUAGAGGUGCUUUAAGAAAAAUUAAAAAAGCAAAAGAGAAAGGGGAAAGUAAUUAAGAGAGAGCAUCGGCCAGGACUAAUGGCAUAGGUGACGGAGAGGCCGAGGAUGAUGAAGGAUACAACGAGGAGGAGAUCAUUAAGAAUAAUUAACCAGACUCAGAACUCCUUUAUGGAACCACUAACUACUGCAGAAAACCUCUGGAUCAAUUUCUCUCUUUCUCUCUCUCUGUCUCUCUCCCUCUCUCUCUCCCUCUCUCUCUCUCUCUCUCUCUGUCUCUCUCUCUCUCUCUCUCUCUCUCUCUCUCUCUCUCUCUCUCUCUCUCUCUCUCUCUCUCUCUCUCUCUCUCUCUCUCUCUCUCUCUCUCUCUCUCUCUCUCUCUCCUUCCUUCCAUCAGGAAUUAAUGACCAUGACUUUUUAUCUUUCUGAUAUAUUUUAUAUCUGAAUGCUAAUUGUGUGUUAACAAGCAUCCCUUUAACAAAAGGUCUGAUAAAUACGACCACCAUACAAACUAGUGGCAUGCAUCAUGCACGCACACACGCACACACUUAGAGACACACACAAGAAAAACAUGCACAAAGGAAACACACAAGCACACACGCACACACAUUCACAAACUGAGACACAAAUGUAUCAUUGGGGCAAAUUAAAUUGCGUGUGACACCAGUGAGCGUGUGAGAGUUCUCACACAAGUUUAAAUGUUCGUCACUUGUAACAUGUACCAUACCUUGUUCAAUGAUAAGAUAUUAAUUCACUGAGGGAAACGCGUAAAGCCUACACACUGCCAAACCAACCGCACACGCAUGUCAAAGUCAAGCACUGCCACACAUACCGAGACACACUCCACAGUGUGAUUCAUCUGAACCACAGGGUAUCUGCUAGUCAGCUCAAUUCUGGGACUAGUUACAAACAUUAUAGUUUUGACAUUUGACAACCGCUCAAUCUGGCAUUAUCAAUUUACUCAACCACACCAAUUAUAGCUGAGGUCCACAUGAAACUGGUUUAACUGAUCUUUCUUUUGUUUUUUCAUCGUUUUUUUAUUUGGGAUUGGUAUAUACAACGAUGAACACACUGAACACAGAAUGUCCAUGCAUCCCUUCCCUGCCCCAACAUAAACACAUACAUGCAUGCAGAUAUACAACACACAGUCUGAUCACAGACUGAUCCUUCUUAUGAUAGGAAUAUCAAUGUGUAGACAGAGUGAUUUGAUCAUAAGACCAGACAUCAUCAUACAAUUCAAACACACCAUUUGUAAACGUGUUGGUCUCAUGGAUGUCUAAUCCUUGGUAACGAGGGAACAAAAGUUCAACGUCAAUGUGGUAUGGCUUAUGAGAAUUAGGUAUGGUGGACCUCACCUCCGGUCCUUCUAAUGUGAACUCUUACUACACGUCACUUUAUGACACUGGAUGGGACAGACUAUCAUAAGAGGACACCGUAAACCUUCCUCUGAUUGGCCUGAAUGGACGCUAAACCAUUUCCACAUCUCAUUGACUAAUGACUUACCUCAAGGUUGUGCCAAGGAAAUGUUUAACGGCAAACUGGUUCAGUGUUUGAUUUCCACCACUGAACCCGUACUGUACUGCUGAAGACCAAUCUCAAGCAGUAUUAGUAGUAGUAGUAGUAGUAAUAGUUAUAGUAGAGUAGUACAAUACUCUAUGCCAUAGUUGUAGGGGACAUCUCUUUAAAACACUCAACCAAACACCCGGUUAUGUUCAUUGUUACACGAUGAAGUCGUUUGUAUGUUUGUGCGUGCAGCAGUUGUCCCUUCAGGGUCAAAGACUGCCACGUGUGUUCAAGUUAUGAGUUGUUUUUCUAAAAGCACUCACUGUUAUCAUGAAUGUAUAUUGUAUGAACACGCAUACACUGAAACAUUCUUUGAUCGCGCAAAACUGCCACGCACGCACGCACACACACACACACACACACACUUUCACACACACACACACACACACACACACACACACACACACACACACACACACACACACCCCCCACACACACAGACACACACACACACACACACACACACACACACACACACACACACACACACACACACACACACACACACACACACACACACACACUUGAGCACCCCAAACUCUGUCACACACUGACACAAACAAGACGCACAUAUGCACAAGCUCACACACACAGAAAUAUAAGUACACCUUGGCAACCAAAGUGCUCUCUCUUAAACAGACUUCAAUAUGAGGCGGGAACGCUGCUGCCACCUGGGAUCAAAGAUGGCGGAAGGCGUUGUACAAUUCUUGACAAUAUUUCUGAGGGAAUAACUGUGAAAAUCUGUGCAUGGGCUGAGGGACCGAGAGUAGACCGCGGCAGGGCGCCAGGCACCUGAAAACAGAACCCACACCAACCUUAUAAAGGAUAAACGGCCAUGAAGGAACAGCUGCUGGGGACACGUACGUAAAGAAAUUAAAAUGCAGAUAUUUAAGAUGAAUUAUAAUGGUUUGGUUGUUUGGGUUUUUGUGUGAUGAAAACGAUACUGUUCCCCGUGUUCAGACCCUUUCUUAUAUUAGUUUAAUAGUGACAUGCUGUGGCCGGAAUACUGAAUUACACAACAAUGGAAUAUUGUACGAUAUGCUUUUACCGAAAUUCUAGCUUUGUAUUGCUCUAGUCUUUUCUACCAUUAUGAUUAAAUGCAGUAAUAGCUGAUAACUACUCUUAUUAAACUAGUAUUCUUCUCAUUCGUGACAACAAUUAUAUGAUAUAAUGUAUUAACAAUACGUCAAAUAAUUAUGAACAAGGAAAGUGCCGUUUGAGGUUGAAAUUAUUUUGUAAUUUUAUUUUAACAGAGAGAAUUAAUAAAGUAUAUAUCUAUAACA